GGAAAAUGAGUUGCACUUAUUUAUUAGAUGCAUAUUAUUAAUAUGUAUCAUUACUCAUUAUAUUAUUGAGUACUUAUUUCUGUAAGAAAAAUUAUAAUUUGCUUUACUUUUACUGCGAACUCAAUAGACCAUGAAAAGUACAUUAUUUUUUAUUUGUUUUGUGUUAACACUAUCUCUGUUGUGUGAGGGUUUCGUGAAAGAACCAGGCUUGAAACUGAAAAACAUCCAUGAUAAAGGUAGCAGAUUUCUCUGUCUAUUACUUAGUUUAUGCGCAGCCCCUGCAUAUUCGCACUAUGGAAAAGACAAAUUUUCAAUAGUAUACCAAUGGAGAUUUUUAGAAUAUGCUUACGACACUCCACAACUGAAACAAAAUGACCUUAAUACAGGAAAUUUAAUACCGAGGAAACCUGCUCCAAUAGACGUGGAUGUAUAUUAUGACAGGUCUAGUGGUGUACGCAAGAUAUUUGUUACUAGUCCAAGAUUCCAAGAUGGUGUGCCAGCAGCUUUGGGAACUGUUGUAGUGGAUAAAAACAGGAUGCCGUAUGUGAAACCUUAUCCGUCAUGGGAAUGGUUUAAAGAACCGAGAAAAUGUAAAACUAACAGGAUUGUUUCUGUUUACAGAAUCAUGAUCGACGAAUGUGACAGAUUAUGGGUGCUUGAUAAUGGACAACUCGAUGCUGGUGUAAUUUGCCCUCCUCAAGUAUUGGCAUUUGAUUUAAAAACUAAUCAAUUAAUUCACAGAUAUGAAAUACCUCGUGCUAAUUAUGAGGACCAGUCAACCUUUGUUACUCCAAUUGUUGAAGUAAGAAGUAGAGAAAAUCAAUGUAGAGAUACUUUCUUGUAUUUAGCAGACUGUUCUGCAUUUACUCUUAUUGUGUAUGAUGUAGCAAAGGGAAGGUCAUGGAAAAUUAAAAACAUGAAUAUGUAUCCUGAUCCUAAUUUUGGAACAUACAAUAUAGCAGGCGAGUCUUUUGACCUAAUGGAUGGAAUUCUUGGAAUGGGCCUGUCUCCUUACCAUCCAAGAGAAGGUAGAAAGCUGUUUUACCAUGCAAUGAGUAGUGAUACUGAACACUGGGUUUACACAAAAGAUUUGCAAAAUGAAACAAAAGCAGGAGAUUCAUCGAUACUUCAUAAUUAUAAGGGAAGACGUGGAACCCAAAGUGCGGCAGAGGCCAUUGAUGCGCAAGGUAUAAUGUAUUUCGGAUUAAUGAAUGAAGUGAAUUUGGCCUGUUUUAAUACUCUGGGAGAGUAUGGCAGAAAUUGUUCUAGUACCGACAUUGUAGCUAAUAACCAUGAAACGUUGCAAUUUAUUAGCGGUAUAAAAGUAAUAAAUGCGCCAAAUGGUCAGCAAGAGGUUUGGAUUGUAUCUUCGCGAUUCCAAAAGGUGGCUACUGAUAAUAUUAAGAAUUCAGAAUUUAAUUUUAGAAUACAGGUUGCUUCAGUAAGAGAUUUGAAGUUGGGGACCAGAUGUGCACAACAAUAUCCCGUUCCUGGUGGACCUGGUAGUGUACCCGGUAGUGGACCCAUUGUAUUUCCUGAAUCACGAAAGAAAAAAUAAAUAUUCUCACAAUUGUUGUUUGUUUUGACAAUGAAGAUAUUAGUUAUAUUGUUAUUACAGCUAUUACAAUUACAGUUUCAAAUCAAAUUUAAUACAGAAAAGUUCGAGAAAAAAAAAUGGAAAUCUAUAAAGGAAUUUUAGAGACUGAGUGUUUUUUUAAUUUUCAAAUGGCGGAAAAUUAAUUUAAAUAUGACUUUGUUCUUCCCUGUGUGAUUUUUAUAGUUAUACAAUUAUUUAAAAGUUCACUUCAACUCUCGGUGAAGCAUAUAAAAUGAAAAAGUAGGUACAUUUUGUUUGGUCAAUAAAUUAUUGAUGUAUGUUUUAUAUUCUGC
Messenger RNA from Psylliodes chrysocephalus, 1890 nucleotides. The record is from the annotation of a GenBank genome assembly. NCBI's taxonomy places the organism in Eukaryota, Metazoa, Arthropoda, Insecta, Coleoptera, Chrysomelidae.